Xenopus tropicalis (tropical clawed frog) is the source of this 3874-nucleotide messenger RNA. RefSeq lists its product as uncharacterized. The coding region runs from base 33 to 2984 and encodes 983 amino acids. The transcript is spliced from 11 exons. The record is from RefSeq and is a predicted model, not a curated record. Lineage: Eukaryota; Metazoa; Chordata; Amphibia; Anura; Pipidae.
CGCGUCAACACAAAGAAGACUUGGGGGGGGACAUGGGGUCCCUGCGAGUGUGGGAGUCACCCCACUUCCUAAUCUUGCUCCUACCGAUCGCCUUCUCCCCCCAAGCCUCAGCUAAUAUUGAAAUUACCACAGGUGGCGCCAUUGUAUCCCUAAGGAACCAAGAUGUAUUAAUCCCGUGCAAUAUAACCCAUUCCGACACCGCAAAACUCGAUCUGAAAAAGCUCUCAGUCCAGUGGACCCUGACGCCCCCCAAUGGAACGCAAGUUGAUCUAUAUCUGUACGUGAGCAGGAACGUGACCCAAAACCGCCGUGGGUUAAACAUAUCUGAGACGGACCUUGAAUUGGGCAUCGCGGGAUUCACCAUAACUCAGAUACAGUUCAGCGAUGAAGGGGAAUAUACCUGCACUGUCACUUACACCCCUCAGAAGAAACACGGCGCCGUCACUGUGGAGGUGUCAGCUCAACCAAUCACCACGUUGGAACCUCCGCACUUCGUUGCUAUUGAUCUUGGGACGGAGAAGACAAUUUUGUGUGAAGCCAAAGGGUUUUACCCUGGGGCAAUAAAACUCCAGUGGGUGAAGCAUCUGGGCCCCUCCAGGCAGGAAGUGUUGGACGCAGGAACCUGUUUCCGGGACCCCGUAUUGACCAGCGACGGAACUUUCAAUGUAACAAGUCAGCUGACACUAAAGCCGUUACUUGGGGAUAAUGGAAAUAAUUAUUCCUGUAGAAUAAAGCACAAAUCCGCUGAGCAACAACUAAACUUUACUCUCGUUGUAAAAGAGCCAGGCGCCCCCAUAGCGAGUGUCAUUCUAGUUGCAGUACUUGUUGCAGUGAUUGCGCUACUGGUUGGCCUCGGCUGCUUUCUAGUUAGAAAGAAAGAACCCCCCAAACUCUCUUCCAUUACCGGAGCGGAACAUUUGGUGCAUAUGAACGAGGCGACUCUCUCCUGCCAGAUCUCUGGUUUCCGACCCAAACCCAUCAGAAUUACAUUGUUUUUGAGAAGAAAAAGGGGAGAAGUGAUGGAAAUUUACUCCUGGGAUUCUGAGGCCCAAACUGGUUCCGUUGCCCCAGUGGCGCAUCACAGAGAUGAGCAGAGUGUGGUUAUUGCGCCAGAGAGAGAGGGGUUAAUGGGAAAUGGGAAUGUGCAAUAUCUGCCCCCGGCACAGAGGGCGCUGCGAGUGGAAAUGGUUCCUGUAAUAACAACAAGUGAAUAUCGUAUUUCCAACUGUCAGUGCACAAUCCGUAUAACCCCCGACAUAGAGGCAGAUGAUGGGGCAGAACUGACAGUGCGAGUGUAUCACAUUACUCUGAGUGCCCCCAUCUCUGUGUCCCAUCGGCUGGAUGUCAAGGGAGUCAACCCAAAGAUAUCCAAAAUCGUAUCCCCGCUCCGUAUCCUCCAGGGGGAAUCCCUGACUCUGACCUGCCCCAUCUAUGGGUUCAAGCCAAAGCCGCUCUCUGUUACUUGGCUGAAAGUGGAUUCGGGGGGUCGGGAAACAGAACUUCUGCGCUGGGAUAAAGGUACAUCCACCAUCUGUGACCCAAGAUAUUUACAUGAGCUGGCAGAAUAUGAAAAACAAGAGGGAGAAGAAGAAGAUCAUCUCAACUACUUCCUAAGCAACGUGACCCUGAAGCCCACAGUGAGGGGGGAUCACGGGGCUCAGUACGUCUGUAGGACUCACCAUUACGCCACAGAACAUACAGCCGAGAAACGUAUGGAAAUGCAGGUUUUAGCUCUCCCAGAGUUGGAUCCCAUACAGACAUUAUCAGAGGUUCUACCUGUGGGCAAAGAGACCACGUUAUCCUGCACAAUCCAUUCCUUCCACCCAGAGCCCCUGGGAGUUUCCUGGUAUAAGGGGGAUGAGCUCUUGGCAUCACACAAUGACCCAAUACUCCCUGAUGCCAGCGGGUUGUUCCAUGGUACCAGCCGUGCCACAUACAGACCCAGUGUGAGGGACAUUGGGAAGAGGUUCCGGUGUGAGGUCUCUCAUGAGAGUCUCCAACAUCCUAAAUGUGUUUCCUGGGAACUGAAACAUCUGGUCUCUAAACCACUGAUAAGUGAAAUAGAGUGUAAGCCUGAGGUCCCUGAGUGCGACCAACCUGUCACAUUAUCCUGUACUGCCCGGGAUUUCUACCCUGCAACCUGCUCAGUCCGUUGGUACCAGGGCCGGAAAACCAUCUCUCCUGCAAACGAUACAGAACCUGCCCAGCAGGACCCCGAGUCCGGACUGUUCUCUAAAACAACAGAAAUGAUAUUUAUUCCUACUAUUAACCAACAUGGGGCAGAAUACCACGUGGAGAUCACACAUUCCAUGGAGAUGACCAUAAGGACAUAUCAUUUAAAGCUAAAAGGGUUCCCAGAUAUCAAAGACAUCACUUGCAAUACAAAUCCCCCAAUAUACGGGAAACCACUAACACUAAGCUGUGAGGUGAUUGGCUGCGAUAUUUGUGAUGUCACAGCAGAAUGGCGAGUAAGUGGGGAACCAAUUGAGAGAGAAAUGAGAAACACUGAAAUAAACCAGAAUUCUGUCUCAUUCAUCCUCACACUAACACCUACAGCAGAGCAUUGUGGGAAAGUUGUCAGCUGUUGGGUAAAGCGACGGGAUCUGCAACAUCCGCUGAAAAAAAAUUAUCUUCUAAAAUUACCAGAUGUGCCCCCGACCCUAUCGGAGAUCACGGCGUUCCCAAAAGAUCCACCAAUUAACAAAGUAGCCGACUUUACAAUAACCAUCUCUGGUUUCUCCCAGAGGAAAGUGGAGGUGAAAUGGUUCAAGUCUGGGGAGCCGCUCACAGAGCAGGUUGUGACUUCAGAGCCGCAAGUCGGAGAGGACGGACUGUAUUCCUGUAACAGCACCGUGAGAUUCCCACCAACCAGCAACGAGCUCAUUCAAUGUGAAGUGGUGACCAACAAGGGAAAAUACACCAAACAGUUUCAGUGUAAAUCAAGACGAUUUGCCCGACUUUCACUGGAACCUUCAACACUUUAAAUAAACAAGAGGCGCCUAUAAGGUUUAAAGGGAAACUAACUGCCCCUGAAGUAGGAUCGAGGGAAACGUGUCCUCCAUAAAGGCAGAUGCACUGAGUUACCCCGUUGCUAUGGCUCCCUAUUGCUUACAAAGGCUGGGCAGUGCCAACUUCCCAUGGAGGGACCAGAUGCGCAGACACUGAAGCCUGAAGCCAAGUGUAUUUGUUACUUGUACUUUCAUUUUUACCCUUUGUUACUCUCCAAACCUACAGCAUAAAAUGGCUGCAAAGGGAUUUAUAAAACAAGGGCAUUUCUGGGGACAAAAAUGUUUUGAAAAAGAAAUGUAAAAAAUUACAGUAACUGCCCCUGAGUCCACUUGCUGUUGGGUGGGGGGUUCACACCGACCCCCCCGACUGUUUACAUAGGGGCAGAAUGUAUGUGCCACACAGCCCUAUGCGCAGCACUUGUCGGAAAACAGGGCAUUUUAUUUCAGGAAACACAUUUUCCAAUUGGGGCAUUUAUCUGACUUUGUGAGUUUUGUGAAUGUGAUUGGGAAAUUAGAUUGUUAGCUCCUCUGUGAGUGAUAAACUAUCCCUCUGUAAAUGUGUGGGGGUGUAUCGGUAAUAGAUAAAGGAUAAUAAUGGCUCAGUGAGUAGCACUACCUUACAUAUAUACUAACACAUGCAUGUUCUCUGGGACUUUAAACCAUUUCAAUUGUUAGCUCUUGUUGCAUUUUAUUAUUGGAGCACCUCUAUUGUGUUUUUUGGGGGGGGUGUUGGCUAAAAAAUAACUGAGGCCUUUGGCUUAGAAGGAGGAAUGCUAACAUAAAUGAACACUAUAUUAUUUCUUUUGGCAUGGCAGAUGGUUAAAGGUACUGUGCGCUUUAGAAUGAAUGUCUAAAAUAGAAUAUAA